This is a messenger RNA of Sparassis crispa, 276 nucleotides long. RefSeq lists its product as hypothetical. Bases 1 to 276 code for a protein of 91 amino acids. The transcript has a single exon. The record is from RefSeq and is a predicted model, not a curated record. Lineage: Eukaryota; Fungi; Basidiomycota; Agaricomycetes; Polyporales; Sparassidaceae.
AUGUCGCGCACGCCGACCCUCUGGCCGUCGAUUCACACUGUCCAUCGCAUAACGCUCGAUACCUCGCAAUCGAGUAGCAAAUCCAUCCAAGAGCGUUUUGCGCAUGCCGUGCGGGCGCUACAGUGCGUGCUACUGGUCGUACUCUCGCUGAAGGUGUGCCGACCCGCUGCUUUUUUCUGGGCGCCCGUUGUCGCGCUCCUUCCCCAGCGCCGGUAUCUCGACGAGGUCCCGGAAACCGUACGCAUUCGUGACGCAGGACCCGCAGAUAUUAACUAA